GAGUUCGAUGCUAUUCUGAAUGAAAGGAAACAAACCGUUCUCAUAUCGUUCGGUUCAGUAGCUAAAAGUAAGGAUAUGCCUGAAGAUCAUAAGAGAAUCCUUCUGUCAGUCUUUGAAGAAAUGAAAAAUGUCACUUUCAUCUGGAAAUAUGAAGAGGAUACAACAAUCGCAGACAAUUUGCCCAAUGUUCAUCUGGCCAAGUGGAUGCCUCAGAUUGCUCUUCUGCACGAUCCUCGUUUGAGUCUUUUCGUGACUCAUGGCGGUCUUGGAAGUACAACUGAAGUCGCUUAUCUCGGAAAACCAGCAGUGUUUAUUCCUUUAUUUGGAGAUCAACCAGCGAACGCUCUAAUGGCGGCACGAUAUGGAGGAGCAAUAGUUCUUGAGAAAACAUCACUGAAUAACAAAGAAAAAAUCAAAGAAGCCUUCAAUGAAGUUUUAUCAAACAGCAAAUAUGAAGAGAAUGCGAAGAAGCUCUCAGUAAUUCUCAACAAUAGCCCUUCUAAACCAAAGGAUAUACUUGUUAGGCAUAUCGAGUUUGCUGGAAGAGUUGGACGAAUACCUAAUUUGGAUUGUGAAGGAAGACACUUGAACCUAUUUCAGUACUUGUCAUUGGAUAUCUAUCUAACUGUCAUAGUCAUAAUACUUUUAGUGAUCUUCUUGAUAUAUAUUGUAAUAACUAAGAUAGUCAAAUAUUGUUCGAAUAAACUGAAAGUCAAAUCAGAAUAA
Auanema sp. JU1783 is the source of this 726-nucleotide messenger RNA. The record is from the annotation of a GenBank genome assembly. NCBI's taxonomy places the organism in Eukaryota, Metazoa, Nematoda, Chromadorea, Rhabditida, Rhabditidae.